AUGACACGCGCUACAUCGGUACCAUCUGUCUACGACACGCACUGCGACGGUCCGGGGCUUCUGCCUGUGACCAAGCCAUGGUCUCAGUACUACUGUCAAUUGCGCAAGUACACGAGUGAUGUCUACGCUACGCUCAAAUUUCCCGACUUCAAACACGCCGAUUACGACUGUACUGGUAAGACGGUGCUCAUCUCUGGGUCGAACUCGGGGAUCGGCAAGCAAGCUGCGCUGUACUUUGCUCGUGCUGGAGCGACGGUGGUGAUGGCAUGUCGAUUCACGGCUACGCACGAGCAGAAUCCAGAAGAAGCACGCAAAGAGAUUGUCGCUACGGCCGGUGUCGAUGACAGCAAGGUCGAGUUGUGGGAGAUCGACUGCUCGUCGCUCGCCAACAUCGAAAAAUUCGGUAUCAAGUGGCGAGAAUCGGGUCGCACGCUCGACAUCCUCGUGAACAACGCCGGUCUCUCGGCUGGCAAGCGUCGAAUCACAGACGAGGGCUUCGAGUUGACCCAUGUCAUCAACCUCCUCUCGCACUGCCUGCUUACGUUCUACCUGCUGCCGAGCCUGAACAAGAGCGCUGCUCCGCGAAUCAUCAACACGUGCUCGUGCUUCCAUGCGGGCGGCAAGCUCGAUUUCGCCAAUAUGGACAACGAAAAACUCACUUCACUGGGACCCGACUGUGUCCAGGCCUACUGCGAUACUAAGCUAUGGUUCUUGAUGUGGUCUGUUGAACUUCAGGAUCGGCUGUCCAGGUCGGACGAUUACCGCCAUGUCAUCGUACAUGGUAUCCACCCUGGCUUUGUUGGAAGCAACAUCUGGCACAACCCCGAUACGAGAAUCCCUUACCCUCUGCGUAUCAUCUUCCAGUCGGCGAUCAGCAAGCUCUCGAUCAACUCAGAACAAGGCAGCUACGCCAUCAUUCACGCAGCACUCGAGCCGAGCUUGGGUCUGCCCAAAAAGCUCACUUCAGCUCGCAACAAGCUGGCUGUCGGAGAAAGCGCCAAGUUCGGAGGCAAGUUUAUCAACCGUAACUUUGUCGAUAUCAGGAGACCCGAGGUGGACGACGUGUUGGCGAGGAGCAGGUUGUGGCAGAGAGUCUUGGAGGAUGUCGCUGCAGCCAAGCGCGGUGUCGCCGCCGAUCUGCCGGACCACUACGAGAGCGUCAAACUACUCGGUCAAAGCACCAAGUAA
Mycosarcoma maydis (corn smut) is the source of this 1188-nucleotide messenger RNA. RefSeq lists its product as uncharacterized. Lineage: Eukaryota; Fungi; Basidiomycota; Ustilaginomycetes; Ustilaginales. The record is from RefSeq and is a predicted model, not a curated record. Bases 1 to 1188 code for a protein of 395 amino acids. The transcript has 2 exons.